GCGGGGCUUCUCUUCGCGCAGGCGCAGUUGGGUGGUCUCCGCCGCGCCACUUCCUUCACUUACGGCAAAACAAUUUACGAUAUCCCCCCCAAGCGAGUUGUUGUUAGUGGGUGAAGCCGUUGAGAGGCUACAGGAGCCUCGCAACGAUUCUCCCCUUUCCCUUCCAGCAAUUGUAGCACAUUUGGUGACUUCCAAGUUUCAAAUCAUGGAUACAGAACAGAUCAUGGAAGGGCAGGCACAGGUUCCAGAAAAUCCUCAUGCUGAAUAUGGCCUUACAGAAAAUGUAGAGAGGAUAGUAGAAAAUGAGAAGAUUAACGCAGAGAAAACAUCAAAGCAGAAGGUGGAUCUUCAGUCAUUACCUACACGUGCCUACUUGGAUCAGACAGUUGUGCCUAUCUUACUACAGGGGCUUGCUGUACUUGCAAAGGAGAGACCGCCAAAUCCCAUUGAAUUCCUAGCAGCGUAUCUUUUAAAAAACAAGUCACAGUUUGAGGACCGAAAUUAAUUCCAUGGGAAGAGGAGGACAGUUUGGCUGCUAAACUUACAAGCUAAUUUGUCAGGAUUCAUUCUUUGCUGUAAAAAUCAUACACAAUCACCAAUGUCUUUCAUAACUGCACAGUUUCUCUUAUCUUUUCUUGAGUUAUUUAAUAAAGUACAUUUUCAUUCUCACUAGUCUUAAACUACAUGUUAAGUGUUCUUCAGAAUAAAGUAUUGAGAGUUCACAGCUAGAUGAAAGCUUGGAUAAUUCUAGUUGAAUAUUUCACCUCAGUACAUGAAACAAAUGUAAUGAUCUUACUGGUAAGAAAUUACUAAAAUCAGACUUGGUUUUAUGUAGCUCCUUUCCUGUUAAAGAUAUCAUAAACUCUUAAAGCCAUAAAUUCAGUGUUAGUAGUGUAGAAUUCAAUAUUUGCUGCUACAGCAAUGGUAGAAGCCAAGCAGUCAUCAAAAUCAUGUGAAUAUCCUUGGAUACUAGAACUUUAUUUAGCGAGAUGGACUGUUUAUUAAGAAAGAUACCUCACUUCAGAGUCCUGCAGGAUCCUUAAUUUCCACUUAGACAAGAAGUGGACACAAGGUACCAUAGGUGAACAUAUCAUCAGAAUGACAACAUCCAAUACUGCUGAUACAUUCAUGCUACAGCAGUGUGUGAUAGAGCAUUAUUUAUUGGUAACUUCCCUAGUAAUACUUUUUAUGGAAUAAUAAUGGAAUGGUCCAUUUUUAGUAUCUACAGAUAUUCUUACAGUGAUCUUGUCCUGCCAUUAGUAAAGGUGAAUGGAAAAAAAGCAUGAAGCAUUGUUUGCCAUAUACCUAACAGCUUUCUUCUAAUUCUGGAACAGCAGUAGCAUUAUCAAUUUAAAAGGGACACAGCUUGAAUGAUGUGCAAUUGACUUAAAAUAAAAAUCCAAUGUCUAAUAAUAGAGCAUCCUUUAAACAGUAUACCCCUCACCGUUUAUAAAUACUUAAAAUCACUGUAUAGAUUUUUCUGUUUCCUUGCUGUUGUUCGACACGCAAUACUUUAUUUUUCAUUUACAGUAAUAAGUUUUACUGGUAACUGCAAUAGGUAAGCAACUUCUAGCUAUAUGAUUUUUUUUCAAAAACGUUCUUAAUAUAAGCAGAAAUAGUCAAUCUUCUGUAGCCAAAUGAUCUCUUGAGUAUGGUCUCAUGUUUUGCAACAUGCAUCACCAUUAUACUCUGUAUCCAUGCUCCCUAUUUCUGUUGUGGGUUUUACCUCUGUGCGCUUGAAAAGGAAAGAUCAAGCCUGUCAUCCAGGCUAGAGGGCUUCCCAUCCAGUUCUAACUUCUGUUUGAUGGCAGCAGUGUCAGGUUGUUUCUAGAUGUUUCCUUUGGUGUAUAGGAAAUUCUUUAGAAAUGUUCUAAAUCUGCAAUUUUGUUCCUUUCCUUAUCCUAGGUAGGAAUCGUUCUGUGUUUCUCUUUAAGCAGUAGCUGCACCUCCUUUAGAGACAGAAACUAUUAUCCUUAUGUGCAUUUGCUCCACAGCCUUUGGUGCUGCUCCAGCUUGCAUCCUCAGCUACUGGCCCCUACCAUGGGCAUGGUAGGAGUGGUUCCCUGGAGUUUGGCACUUGAACUCAAUGAACUAGUGCCAAUCAUGGAGAGGAGCUGUCUCCAUUCCAGCCUCCCAACCUGAUGCCACAGAAGCUGACAGCUUCCAGUGGCACUUCUACGUGGUUGCAAGCUCUACCUCAGCAGAGGAUGCAUUGGUUCUGCAGAUCCUAGCCCCAGGGAAGUCCCAUCCCCUCUGAAAUAGGACUGCACCAAUGUAAACCUCAAAGUGAUUCCACAGGGCCUUGUGACAACUAAGUGGGCAUAUUUCUCUGGUCACCACAAGCCAGCUUCACAAACCACCAACACUCUCAUCAGCUGAAGGCAGGUGCUUUUGCCCUCUUUAGACUAUUCUAAUAACAUGCCCAUCCUUCUCCUCGAGCAAUGCCCCCACUUUAAAUGUCUGCAAGUUUUAGCAACUUUAGGGAAGAUAUUAAAUAGCAACUAUUAGUUACUGAUGGCAUAAAAAGUAUUUAACUAUAACUAAGAUAUGAAUACAUCAUCCUGCUUCUUACCAAAUACAGAAGACAUUAAUUGAAUACAUCUCCCUUUUCUGCAUCACGAUUGAUGGUUUUAUCAUGGUUGUCAAGAAUGGACCUAUAAUAUUGCUGGGAUUUCAUGUGUUCCUGAUGUAUUUGAAGUACUCUUUCUCACUAUCCUUAGCCCUAUUGCUGUAGAGUUCUCACUGAUUUCUUUAUCAGUUGGCUGUGUUUCCUAACUGCUGAUGUGUGCUCAUUACUCUCAGCCUCUCAUUUUUUCAUCUGUUUAUAUAUAGUAACUUCUUUCACUCCCUUCUUAACCAGGAAGGUUUUUUAACCAAAGCAGUCUUCUUUCAUGAUUGCUAAUUUGAUGUUUACUAAGCUACUAACACCAAUAAUUAAUUAUACACAGCAAUCAUAAUUUGCUAGAAUCACAGAAAGGGAAAGGUAUGUGGAGAGUAACAAUUCUUCGACUGAAGUCUGUAUCAAUUCCCUAAUGAAAGAUGCAUUAGCAGGAAAAAAAAACCCUUGUAAUUAUGAAAGACAUUUUUAUAACUCUUCGAGGAUUAGUUUAUUACUCAUAUUUUCUUUGCACUGAACUUUUUCAUCCAAUGUUUUCUUGGUAUCUGUCUCAGAAUAAAUACUUUGUUAUGCAAUACUACAUAACAAUAUAUUGCAUUGUCAUCAUACUGCCUGUAUGCAAAACAUUUUGCUUAACAGGCUCUAAACUUUUUCCUUUUCAACUAGGUAAUGUCAGAUAGUGGAAUGGCACUUUAAGAGAGUCUGGGUUUAGCCCUCAUCUCUGACUAUGGAGUGUAAUCCUGUAAGGACCAGAGAAGCUUAUCUUAACUGCUAUGUAAAUGUAGCCCUAUAUGGAGCAGGGUAGGAAAAAGCAGGAUUGCUGCAGGGAAUAAAUAAGCUCCUGCAAAAAACCUUGGCUCAGGGGAAAGGAUGUGAUUGAGAGAUUGAACUUGGGUUUAAAAAUUUUGUUUGAAGUAAUAAAACCAAGGCUGUGAAGAAAAAAGACUGAAAUCCUAUGGCUGGAGAACAUUCUUUGGUGUAUGGACUUGUGAUUUAGCCCACUGACUUGCAGGUAACCCAAGCAAAAUACGGAAAUGUGUGGAUGCAACCUUUGAGAAAUUCUCUGUUUUCUCCAAAACUUGCAAGAAUGAGUGACCACUGGUGUAGGGUACUGGAAUCCAGACUGGCAACUCCUUGUAAGGCUAAAGCUUGGUUAAUAGUAACAGAAAUGGUAGAAUUAGAUUUGUCUCUUCACUUAAAUAAGAGCACCAAUAGAUAAUUUCGAUGUUCACAAUAUGCUAGUUGAUUCCUUUCUUUGAUUCUCUAAUAUUCCCAUUUUUUACUUUUUCCAUAUUUCUAAUUUAAUGAGGAUAUCCUAGCAAGUUGUCUUAAAAAGCUAAAUAGGCUUAGGCCAAGUUAGUGUGUGAAAGGGUGAUGACCUGAACUAAUAAUUUCAUAACAAGGAACUUUAAGGUUGCAAAGUUAAAUACUCCAAGUUAGGAAAUGACUGAAUUAAGGCUGCUUAUGCCAACUUUCAUUGUGUUUCCUUGUGUGUAUUAUGUGAUCAUGCUAUUUCUAUUGACUAUCUGCCUUGUUCAUUUCACAGGAAGGAUUUCAAGUAAAACGUGUAAGUAUUUGCAGAAUUAGGAACUAAGGGUGUAGUCACUUCUGCUUUAUUUCUCCUCCGCCCCUAACUUUAGGGUGCUUCAUGCAUGAAAUUUUCCUGAAGUACUUGAGCACAAAUCUCCAGCAAGGAAGUGAGAGGAUAAGUAGCUUCAUUUGUAUGAUUUCAGGCUGUAUUCCCUUUUUGUUUGCUAAAAUACAAAUAUUUACAGAUAUUCCUACCCCACACAUAAGUGAUCCUCUCCCCUCAAGUGUUCAUCUUUACCUAUGGCAGAUGCCAUCGUAGGGAGCUAGUGUUUCAGUGCAAAUAUGAAAGGGUGGGUUGUAUCACCAAUGGCUCUAAAGUGCUGGCAGAGGAGUGGUCAGAAGAGGGACAAUAUUGAGAGAGAAGAAGAAAACUGUAGUUCCCAAGAAUUCAAAGGGAGGAAAUUUGGCUGCAGGCUUUCUCCGCACAGCCUCUCAUAGUAUUUUGGAAGCCAUUAAAAAAUUGGAAGGAGACUUUUGAUUCCAAUAGUCCAUGUGUAAUAACAAUAGAGGGCAGAGUGACUUAUGAAGAAAAGCAAUGUUAAGUUUAUUUUGGGUAACGUGAAAGAGGUUAUAGUAUGAGACAGCUAAUUCUAAACUUCUGGCAGGUGUCCUGAUUAAUGACAAUAUAAUUCUUCCAAAAACUGGUGGGGAAAAGUUAACUUUCUUUGUGUUUUGACUUAUGAAAAGGGUGAUGUUAAAAAUCCCCACCCACUCCCUUCCCCUUUCUUGAUUUAACUUCAGAGG
Molecule: messenger RNA, 4951 nt
Organism: Chelonoidis abingdonii (Abingdon island giant tortoise)
Lineage: Eukaryota; Metazoa; Chordata; Testudines; Testudinidae
Gene: DPY30
Product: dpy-30 histone methyltransferase complex regulatory subunit
Cellular component (GO): Set1C/COMPASS complex
Source: RefSeq, a predicted model, not a curated record